Effrenium voratum is the source of this 1222-nucleotide messenger RNA. NCBI's taxonomy places the organism in Eukaryota, Dinophyceae, Suessiales, Symbiodiniaceae. The record is from the annotation of a GenBank genome assembly.
CAUCAUUGUUGGCACAAGACGCAGGGUCACGACAUUGCCAUGGUCCUGGUACUCAGAGCACAAGGUUGCAGCAUUUCAGAACAUGCUAGCUUCAAGGAGAUGGCCAGGGAGAUUGCGAAGCAGCUUGGCCUUUGCCAGUGCGCCAGGACGAGAUACGCCUCGAAUACUUUUUGAGGACCUCAAGCAGAAAUUCGGUCACAUCGGCGCAGUGAACCAAAAGCAGGUCGGAGUGUGGAACUUGUUUGAGAUAUUGCGCGUCGUUCGGAGCAAGAAAGAUGUGGGGUAUGCCUUGCAAGCAAUGAACCUGUUCUACAACUUCGGCGUAAAGCUGAAGCAUCGACAACUCUCGUCUCGUCUGCUUGCAGCUACCAUGAUUGCGAAGCACGAGUCUGAGGCUGUCGAGCUGGUCAAGCUCUACGGCACAUGGUUGGAUACUCCGCCAGAUUCUGCACUCGUUUAUGCAGUAAUGUCAAAAUGUUUGGACGACAACAAGCCGAUGGUUGUGAGGGAGCUGGCCAAGCUCAUGCGGGAAGAUUGGCGCUUUCAGUUGGAGGCGCCACUGUACAGCCUGGCCGUUCAGGGUAUGCUGCAGUUGCCAAAGGAGCAGGAUCCUAUGGGCGAGGCAUUUGCCCUGCUGCAGGAUGCAGCUAUGAUGGGUGUGAGGCUGCAGCCAAAGGUGCAUUUGCAGCUUCUCGAUGAGUGUUUGCAGGCACAUACCAUUCAGGCAACAAGCGAGUCUGACGAACCUGAUGAGGAGGCCGUUCAUUUGGAUCGGGCGUUGAAAGUUGCAGAUGGUCUGGCAAGAGACGGUCAUGUCACAGCAGGCAGUUCCGCAGCUCUUUGCUCUAUUUCGUGGCUUCUUUGGCAUUUGUCUGCCAUGCCCUCCGAUGCCCGCCAUGCCCUACUGGAAGGUUGCGAUUCUUUGAAGGCAGCUACUUCAGGUUGCAAAUGGGUUGCAGUGCUUGAGUUGGCUUGCGCCAGCUUUGCGAGCAAGAGCGGCUUCGCGCCACAACUUCCCGGCGGGCUUUUUCGCUCUCUGGAGGCAUCAGAUGACAUUGAGGCCCAGCGCAUGGUCAAGGUGUGCAGGGGAAGCUUUGGGCGCUUCUACCCCGAGGAUGUGAGCCCGGAGUCCGACGUGACGCAAUGAGCACCGGUCCAUGCUAAAGUAGAAGCGCUGUGGCAGUGCUGCCGGUGGAAAACAUACGGACCAACUGACCAGUAC